Messenger RNA from Brenthis ino (lesser marbled fritillary), 1188 nucleotides. Lineage: Eukaryota; Metazoa; Arthropoda; Insecta; Lepidoptera; Nymphalidae. The record is from the annotation of a GenBank genome assembly.
AUGUCUGUUGCAGUUAAAGGUAUUUUCAUUGUUGGAGCCAAACGUACCCCGUUCGGUACGUUCGGAGGCGUGUUCCGCAACACGUCAGCUACUGAGCUGCAGACCGUCGCCACGACCGCCGUCCUCAAGGAGGCGGGGGUUGCGCCCGACCAGGUCGACACGAUGGUGGUCGGACAGGUUAUGUCGGCGUCACAAACCGACGGUAUCUACACGCCACGUCACGCGGCCCUCAAGGCAGGCAUUCCUCAGGACAGGCCAGUGCUGGGUGUCAACAGGCUGUGUGGCUCCGGCUUCCAAUCAAUUGUUAAUUCUGCUCAGGAUAUCCUAACAGGUUCUGCUAAGAUCUCCCUCGCUGGUGGUGUGGAGAACAUGUCCCAAGCUCCCUUCGCAGUCCGUAAUGUCAGAUUUGGGUCAGUCUUGGGCAGUUCCUAUGCCUUCGAGGACACUUUAUGGGCAGGACUCACCGACUCAUACUGUGGACUACCUAUGGGAAUGACUGCAGAGAAAUUGGGAGCCCAAUUUGGAAUCACUAGGGAUGAAGUUGAUAAUUAUGCAUUGAAAUCUCAGCAGAGAUGGAAAGCAGCCAACGAUGCAGGAGUGUUCAAAGCAGAAAUCGAACCUGUAAGCCUUACUAUUAAAAAGAAGGAAGUUAAAGUGGAAGUAGAUGAACACCCCAGACCACAAACAACCAUUGAAAGCUUGAAGAAGCUGCCCCCUGUGUUCAAGAAGGACGGACUUGUUACUGCAGGGUCAGCUUCGGGUAUAAGCGACGGCGCAGGAGCCAUACUCUUGGCCAGCGAAGAGGCGGCCAAGUCUCUGAAGCCCCUCGCGCGGCUCGUGGGCUGGUCCUACGUGGGCGUGGACCCCAGCAUCAUGGGUAUCGGACCCGUGCCCGCCAUACAGAAGCUGCUGGCAGUUACCAAGAUGACGUUGAACGAUGUGGACUUGAUUGAGAUCAACGAGGCCUUCGUAGCACAGACACUGUCCUGCGCAAAGGCGCUAAAGCUGGACAUGGAGAAGCUGAACGUGAACGGAGGCGCCACCGCCCUCGGGCACCCGCUGGCGGCCUCGGGCUCCCGCAUCACGGCUCAUCUGGUACAUGAGCUCAGACGUCGCGGCCUGAAGCGUGCCAUCGGCUCGGCCUGCAUCGGCGGCGGGCAAGGCAUCGCCGUCAUGGUCGAAGCUGUG